Molecule: messenger RNA, 3240 nt
Organism: Pogoniulus pusillus (Red-fronted tinkerbird)
Lineage: Eukaryota; Metazoa; Chordata; Aves; Piciformes; Lybiidae
Gene: TEC
Product: tec protein tyrosine kinase
Exons: 18
Coding region: 882-2774 (630 amino acids)
Biological process (GO): tissue regeneration; protein phosphorylation; regulation of platelet activation
Cellular component (GO): plasma membrane
Molecular function (GO): non-membrane spanning protein tyrosine kinase activity; protein binding; ATP binding
Source: RefSeq, a predicted model, not a curated record
GGGCACGGUUUGUUUGCUGCUCCGUGCGCUGCCACUCGUUGUUUUAGCUUGUUUCAUCACCACCUGUUCGAAGCGCGGAGCUUUUGCUUCACCCUCACCUUCCUUCUCCAGCUUCUCACCGUCCCGUACCUGCCCGAAGCGCAGAGGAUUUGCUUCACCCUCCCCUUCCCUCUCCAGCUUCUCACCAUCCCGUACCUGCUCGAAGCUCGGAGGAUUUGCUUCACCCUCACCUUCCCUCUCCGGCUUCUCACCAUCCCGUACCUGCCCGAAGCGCGGGGGUUUUGCUUCACCCUGACCUUCCCUCUCCAGCUUCUCACCAUCCCGUACCUGCCCGAAGCGCGGGGGUUUUGCUUCACCCUGACCUUCCCUCUCCGGCUUCUCACCAUCCCGCACCUGCUCGAAGCGCGGAGCUUUUGCUUCACCCUCACCUUCCCUCUCCAGCUUCUCACCGUCCCGUACCUGCCCGAAGCGCGGGGGUUUUGCUUCACCCUCACCUUCCCUCUCCAGCUUCUCACCGUCCCGUACCUGCCCGAAGCGCGGGGGUUUUGCUUCACCCUCACCUUCCCUCUCCAGCUUCUCCCGUCCCACAGCUGCCCGGCGCUCGGAGGGCGGCCGGCCCAGCGCUAACGGGGCGGGCGCAGGGGCAGCGGCAGCGCCGCCUUCGCCGCUUCCUGCGCUGCUGCCCGGCAGAGAGCGGCGGGAGGGGGAGGCGCUGCGAGCGCUGCCGCCUUCCCGGGCCGGUUCGGGGCACUGCGGUGCUUACUUUUUCUUCUCCUUCUUUCCACCCCUCUCCGUAUUGCCAGCGCUCCUUCCACGGUGCCGGCCGGGACGUUCAGGAGCUGCUAUUCAAUGGCUAGAAACCGAGCUGACAAGUGGCUGAAAUGAAUACCACUACUAUCCUGCAAGAGAUACUGAUUAAAAGAUCCCAGCAGAAGAAGAGGACUUCUCCCUUAAACUACAAAGAGAGGCUUUUUGUGCUCACCAAGUCUAUGCUAACGUAUUACGAAGGUCGGGCAGAGAAAAAAUACAGGAAGGGAUCUGUGGAUGUUUCAAGGAUUAAAUGUGUGGAAGUUGUGAAAAGUGAUGGCAUUAUUCCCUGUCAGAAUAAAUACCCAUUUCAGGUUGUCUAUGAUGCUAACACACUUUAUGUAUUUGCCCCAAGUGCCCAAAGCCGGGAUCAGUGGGUGAGGAAUCUGAAAGAAGAAAUAAAGAACAACAGCAACAUAAUGAUAAAAUAUCAUCCCAAAUUCUGGACAGAGGGAAUUUAUCAGUGCUGCAGACAGACAGAAAAACUAGCACCUGGCUGUGAAAAAUAUAAUCUCUUUGAAAACAGUGUAAUGAGGUUGCCAUCUCCAAUGCCAGAGAAAAGCAUGAGGAGGCCUCCACCACCUGUUCCUCCAGUUGAAGAAAAUGGCAAUGAAGAAGAGGAGAUAGUGGUGGCAAUGUAUGACUUUGAGCCUACAGAGCACCAUGACUUAAGACUAGAGAAGGGUGAAGAAUAUACAGUGCUUGAGAAGAAUGACAUUCACUGGUGGAAAGCCAAAGACAAAUAUGGAAGACAAGGAUAUAUUCCAAGCAACUAUGUAACAGGAAAGAAGUCCAACAACCUGGAUCAAUAUGAGUGGUACAGCAGGAACCUGAACAGAAGCAAGGCAGAGCAGCUCCUCAGAAACGAGGAUAAAGAAGGUGGUUUUGUGGUGAGAGACUCAAGUCAGCCUGGGCUGUAUACGGUUUCCCUCUAUACAAAAUUUGGAGGGGAAGGUUCCUCGGGAAUAAGGCACUACCACAUCAAAGAAACGGUGACCUCACCAAAGCAGUACUACCUGGCAGAGAAGCAUCUCUUCGACUCCAUCCCAGAGAUAAUAGAGUACCACAAGCACAACGCCGCAGGUCUCGUUACCAGGCUGCGUUACCCAGUGACCCCUAAAAGGACAACAGCACCAACAACAGCAGGAUUCAGCUAUGAGAAGUGGGAGAUCAACCCCUCCGAGCUGACCUUCAUGCGGGAGCUGGGCAGUGGUCUCUUCGGCGUGGUGCGGCUGGGCAAGUGGAGGGCGCAGUACAAAGUGGCCAUCAAGGCCAUCCGCGAGGGGGCCAUGUACGAGGAGGAUUUCAUUGAGGAAGCUAAAGUCAUGAUGAAGCUGACCCAUCCCAAACUUGUCCAGCUGUACGGUGUGUGCACACAGCAGAGACCCAUUUACAUCGUGACGGAGUUCAUGGAGCAUGGCUGCCUCCUCAACUACCUGAGACAGAAGCGGGGAGUGUUCAGCAAAGAUGUCCUGCUGACCAUGUGCCAAGAUGUGUGUGAGGGCAUGGAGUACCUGGAGAGGAACAGCUUCAUCCACAGAGACCUGGCUGCCAGGAACUGCUUGGUGAGCGACUCGGGAGUGGUCAAAGUGUCGGAUUUUGGAAUGACAAGGUAUGUCCUUGAUGAUCAGUACACAAGCUCAUCAGGGGCGAAGUUUCCUGUGAAGUGGUGCCCCCCAGAAGUUUUUAACUACAGCAGAUUCAGCAGCAAGUCAGAUGUCUGGUCAUUUGGUGUUUUAAUGUGGGAAGUGUUUACAGAAGGCAAAAUGCCCUUUGAGAAGAGCUCCAACUACGAAGUGGUAAUGAUGGUUAGCCAAGGACAUCGUCUGUAUCGGCCCAAGCUAGCCUGUAAGCAGGUGUAUGAGAUGAUGAUGAUGUGCUGGCAGGAGAAGCCUGAGGGACGCCCAACUUUUGAAGACCUGCUUCACACAAUCAUUGACAUUGCAGAGGGGGAAGAUGCUUUCUGAAACACAAAGCAGAACAGGACAGCAGUGGCACAAGGCUGGGAGAGAAGCCACUUUUCCAGAGCUCUGUGGCUUGACCAUUUCUUUUUAAAAGCUUGAGUGUCUAAGCUGCUGGAUGCUGCUAAACAGCCUGGAGAGCCUGUCGCAGCUGCUGCACCCCACGAGGAGUUUCACAGGAUGCUGGGAAGUAAUGCAGGCUGUCCUCAGCCAUCCUGCCAGUCUCUGUGUCCUCUGGGAAGUCAGCACUCUGUGUCCUCUGGGAAGUCAGCACUCUGUGUCCUCUGGGAAGUCAGCAUGGCAUAGCUGCCAAGUUGAACUCUUCAUGGAGGAAGAGGGAGAACAUGACCAAAGCCUGGGAGCCUAAUUUGCAUGUAUUGGGUUGGGCUCAUAGAAAUCAGAGAAUCAAGAAGGUUGGAAGAGAGCUCCAAGCUCAGCCAGCCCAACCUAGCACCCAGCCCUGCCCAACCAA